AUGACCGAGGAGUCAACCCUCAGUGCCGAAAUGCAGCUUGAGACGCUAUUUUGCCUUAACCGGGAACUGCAAGAAGAAUCCGCGGCGCGGAUGUACAGUUUGGAAAUGGAACUGCGGCAGGUGAAGGCUGACUACAGUCGUAUUAACGCAGACCUCACGAAAAGAAAGCUGCGACUGGAACAGCUUGAAUCACGCAAGUAA
Messenger RNA from Dibothriocephalus latus, 201 nucleotides. The record is from the annotation of a GenBank genome assembly. NCBI's taxonomy places the organism in Eukaryota, Metazoa, Platyhelminthes, Cestoda, Diphyllobothriidea, Diphyllobothriidae.